UUUGGAUUCAACAACAAAAUUGCAUAUCGUUAGGCUGUAGUUACGCUAUAAUCCUUAUUUAAUCUGUGAUAUAUCCUUGCAAUAACUUCGGUAGUCUGAAAAAGUUCUACGCAUACCGUACCAGGAAUUUCCUUUUGGAACGUUAUUGCCAACAAUUGAAAGAACUCGAAGGAGUGGAGUCGGUCGAAUAACAAGAUACAAUGAAUCAGAAGACAUUCGUGGAAUGGAAAUUUGUUAUAUGGAAAAGAAAUUUGAAUGGAGAAUUCACGGUCUCUGGAGUCCUUGUCUUUUGCAGAGCUUGAAGCUUUGCUAUCAAGGCAAAUAGAUUUACAUAAGAGUCUUUUUUACAGACUGCCUGAUUCAGGUGGAAAGUUAUUGAAGUCUAUCGAAAAGAUUAAAUCAAUUUUGGCUGAGAAGAAGGUCUGUACUUCCAUAAAAGAUACCGAAAGAUAUAUGCUGUCAAACGAGCAGACGAAAGUCACUCAAGAAUUAUUGAGGUCUACUUUGAAGCCUCAGGAAAAUAAUACAGUGAACAAUGUCGAUAUAAAUCUCGAAGAUAAUUACAUAGAUACUCUCUCAAACGUUCUCUCCAACAUAUCCGUCAACCUAUCUAAUUGUGAUGUCACUGAUUCAGAAUCAUAUGUAAAUUGUGAUUCAAUUCCAUGUAUAUCGCUUGAUGAGUAUACGUCCAUUAGACAGUCAUUGAAUCUUCCUUGCUCAUAUACAUUAAGUUCAUUUCGGUGGUUCACAUUCGCUAUUCGGUUUGUCGGCAAUCUAGUUUAUCUUUCUGUGGUCGAUUGUAGAGAUCCAAAUAGGAAUCUUUUACGUGUUGGCCUUGCUAAGACAUGGUUUCCCGGUUGGGAUUCCUUCAAUACAAAAUUUAUACCUGAUGAAAAUGUACAAAUAAAAAAGAUAUCACUCUGUCAACCAACUCAUGCAUUACAUGAUUUAUGGCUGUUUUUAUCAACAGGUACUGAUCAAAAUACAAUAGUAUUAUCAAAUAAAGAGGUAUACUGUCUUAUAUGUUAUCCAUUAAACAAUAAUAACACUAAUCCGGAUGAUAUAAUCUGUCUUAGCCGAUUGAUACGUUCUACUCGUCAUUCAAAUAUUGUUCGAUCAAUUCAACCAUAUGAUUGUUAUUUCACUAAUGCUCAAUACGCUUUGAUAACAAUUGUCUCCAAUGGUUGUAAUGAUAAUAAUCUUGAUAAAAUUGUUCAUUUCAUGAAUGAUAUGAAAAAACGAACUAAUAAUGAAUUAUCAAUUAACAAUAAUAAUAAUAAUAAUAAUAAUAAUAAUAAUAUCAAUAAUAAGGUUACUACUUUUACUAAUGAUAUAACAGUGAUCGGUGAACAAUUUAUUAAAGAAUGUUGUAAACUCUCUGAAUUAUUAUUUUAUCAAUCACCUACCGAUGAUAAUAUUAACAAGACACAAAGCAUAAAAUUACGAUAUUUUUCAACUCCAAUGGAUUAUUUAAAAUUAUCUAAAGUUAAAACAAUGAUAUGGAUGGAGGCUCCUAUGGAGUUAUACUUGUUGCGCCAGCUCAAAAGUGCUUGCAGUAUCAUGGCAAAUAAAUCCACAUUGACAUCAGCAAACAAUCUGCUCAAUGGUUUGAAUAAAAUACCUGAUGAAAUUUUGCGGCGGUUGGCUCUUGUUGGCUUGGGCAGAACUCGCUUAAUCCGUUUAUCUGGUUUAGGUGGAUGGAAAGGUUUUGCAGGCUUUUUAGCUUUUCGUCCAUCUCCAACUAUUUCACAAAAUAUUACGACUACCAGUUAUACGAUCAAUAAUAAUUCUAAUGGAAAAGCUUUUGUUACUGAUGAUUUGGAAGUUAUUCGCAUACUGUUUGCUUACUUUCGAAAUGUUUAUAUGCACCUUGAUCGUCAUGAAAAGUGUUAUGUGGAAAAUAAUACAAAUUAUAGUCAACAGAUAAAACCAUUCAAAUCUCAUCUAUCCAAUAAAUUGGGUAACCCACUACUGUUAUCCAAUAUAGAUUAUUUUAAUGAUACUAAAACCCAAUUCAGUAGUAAUAAUAAUAAUGAUAAAAAUGAUCAUUACAACCAAUUAUAUCAUGAAAAAAUUCAAGCAUGGACAUCUUCUGGUAAUCAAGUAUACGAUCCAUUCGGUCAUCGUCAGUUAUGCCGUCUUAGUAUGGAACAGUCAAUGGAUUUAAUGAAAAAAGUUCAAGUAAACUAUGAAAAUUGUCGAAUCAAAUACAAGUUACCAUCGUACCCCAGCAUGCCCACAGAAGUGGCCAAGUUGAAUCGUUAUCGUGAUCCAUCAGUACUAUUAAUGAAGGAAAUGGGUUCAUCUUCCUCUUCAUCUUCUACAUCAUCAGAUGCAGAAGACUCUGAUUCCGGUGGUGAUGACUCACUUAGACUUGAAGACGUAGACUAA
Heterobilharzia americana is the source of this 2391-nucleotide messenger RNA. The record is from the annotation of a GenBank genome assembly. Lineage: Eukaryota; Metazoa; Platyhelminthes; Trematoda; Strigeidida; Schistosomatidae.